CCUGUUGCGUGUCGCAGACCGUGUCUCCCUGAAAAGUGUGCUGUGGUGACUGACCAGCUUGGGCAGCGGGUUGGCUGCAGAGGGACGAGUGAAAGACCGACAUGGACAGCCGCUUGCAGGAGAUCCGCGAGCGGCAGAAGCUAAGGCGACAGCUCCUCGCACAGCAGUUGGGAGCAGAAAGUGCUGACAGCAUUGGUGCUGUGCUCAACAGCAAGGAAGAGCAGAGAGAAAUUGCUGAAACAAGAGAAACUUGCAGGGCUUCCUAUGACACCUCCACUCCCAGUGCAAAGCGUAAGUGCUUGGAAGAAGGAGAGACAGAUGAUGACAAAGUGGAAGAAUAUAAGGAUGAACUAGAAAUGCAACAGGAGGAAGAAAAUUUGCCAUAUGAAGAAGAGAUUUACAAAGAUUCUAGUACUUUCCUUAAGGGAACACAGAGCUUGAAUCCCCACAAUGACUAUUGCCAACAUUUUGUAGACACUGGACACAGGCCUCAGAAUUUCAUUAGGGAUGUAGGGUUGGCUGAUAGAUUUGAAGAAUACCCUAAGCUGAGGGAGCUCAUCAGGCUGAAGGAUGAGCUGAUCGCCAAGUCUAACACGCCCCCCAUGUACUUACAGGCAGAUAUAGAAGCAUUUGACAUCAGAGAACUAACCCCCAAAUUUGAUGUGAUUCUUCUGGAACCUCCUUUAGAAGAAUAUUACAGAGAGACUGGUAUCACUGCUAAUGAGAAAUGCUGGACUUGGGAUGAUAUUAUGAAGUUAGAAAUUGAUGAGAUUGCAGCCCCCAGAUCAUUUAUAUUUCUUUGGUGUGGUUCCGGGGAAGGAUUGGACCUUGGCAGAGUGUGUUUACGCAAGUGGGGUUACAGAAGAUGUGAAGAUAUUUGUUGGAUUAAAACCAAUAAAAACAAUCCUGGGAAAACUAAGACUUUAGACCCGAAGGCCGUCUUCCAGAGAACAAAGGAACACUGCCUAAUGGGGAUCAAAGGAACGGUAAAGCGUAGCACAGAUGGGGACUUCAUCCACGCCAAUGUUGACAUUGACCUGAUUAUCACAGAGGAACCCGAAAUUGGCAACAUAGAAAAACCUGUAGAAAUUUUUCAUAUAAUUGAGCACUUCUGUCUUGGUAGAAGACGCCUUCAUCUGUUUGGAAGAGAUAGUACAAUUCGACCAGGCUGGCUCACAGUUGGACCAACGCUGACCAACAGCAACUACAAUGCAGAGACCUACGCGUCCUAUUUCAGUGCCCCCAAUUCCUAUUUGACUGGAUGCACAGAGGAAAUUGAGAGACUGCGACCCAAAUCUCCACCGCCCAAGUCUAAAUCUGAUCGGGGAGGUGGUGCUCCCAGGGGUGGUGGAAGGGGUGGGACAUCUGCUGGCCGGGGGCGAGAGAGGAAUCGCUCUAACUUCCGAGGGGAGCGAGGCGGCUUCCGAGGGGGCCGUGGAGGGGCGCACAGGGGCGGCUUUCCCCCUCGGUAGGCCAGGACACUGUCUCCUGAAUGCCCUCCUGCCCUUGAUUGCAGUUUAAAUUUCUAGUGA
Messenger RNA from Ochotona princeps (American pika), 1532 nucleotides. RefSeq names its product methyltransferase 14, N6-adenosine-methyltransferase subunit (gene METTL14). The record is from RefSeq and is a predicted model, not a curated record. Lineage: Eukaryota; Metazoa; Chordata; Mammalia; Lagomorpha; Ochotonidae. Bases 102 to 1472 code for a protein of 456 amino acids. Gene Ontology annotation, molecular function: mRNA binding. Gene Ontology annotation, cellular component: RNA N6-methyladenosine methyltransferase complex; nucleus. The transcript is spliced from 11 exons.